This is a messenger RNA of Lindgomyces ingoldianus, 1758 nucleotides long. RefSeq lists its product as uncharacterized. Lineage: Eukaryota; Fungi; Ascomycota; Dothideomycetes; Pleosporales; Lindgomycetaceae. The record is from RefSeq and is a predicted model, not a curated record. Bases 415 to 1362 code for a protein of 315 amino acids. The transcript has 3 exons.
UUUCUCCCAACCUCCAGCUCUGCCUUGCUCCGUCGCAUAUUGUUCUCUUCUCCUCUCUGCCCUCCGCGUCGCGAAACACAUCCUCCCUCCCCGACAGCCUCUCACCAGCCGUUUGCCGCCCGUCGCUGUCUUGUUGUUCGCGACGUGCUGUGCCGUGGGCCGACCCUUGAGCGCAUACUUACCGAAGCGAUCCGCCAUCCUGGGAAACCCUCGUAGGCUCCUAGGCUGACUUGUGGUGCUCUUGUUUCGACGUGAUCGACUUCGCCUCUUCCCUCGAGAGCACCACUCUAAAUACACCCCUCUAGAGACGGCACUCCUGGCAUUCGUUUGCACCUCAUAUACCACACUCGCUUUUACCUCUGCAUGAGGGUUCCUCGGUGAAGGCUUGCUUCGAUACAGCUCGCGACCGCACCAAUGUCAAUGCGCUCGGGGUCGAAGCGGUACAUCAACCUGCAAGGCCUGCAGCAUGAUCGGGACUAUACGGCCUGGUACUGGCGCUUCAUCGCUCUCACUGCGUCAUGGAUGAUAUUGGGAGGAUACCUGAUCCUUCCCGGCCUGUAUGCGAAGGAUCCAGAGCUCAAGUUCAGCCAGGCCGUACUGUCGGUCUUCGUUGUUGCUCUCAUGACAGCUGGGUACUCGUUCACCGCACUGCUCUGCUUCGCCUGCCGCAAUGAGAUGUUCCAGGCGGAAGCUAUCUUCCUUCCGGCCCUCACUUCCUCAGCUCUUGGCCUGCUCACAAUCGCCUACAACUUCCUCUCCUCGCGCCGCUUCCUCUGGAACACGGCCGCCAUAACCGGCACCGUCAUCUCCACCACAUCGACGGUCCUCUACGGCAUACUCCUCCUCUGGACGCAUCGCCGCAUCGUAAAAAUAAAAGAAGCCUCAAGCACGCGCACUGCAAACCUCUGGUCCGAACAGUCGUUCUACACAAACUUCAUCCAAAACAUGUACCCAUCUACGUGCACAAACGCAACCGGACCCAAUCCUGCCGAAGUACCACUGACUGAGGACGACCGAAUAGUCCAGCAAAUGGCCAUGCUCCUCAUGAAGAACGACCCCGGCCCAUCGCCGGAUGCAGCAAGUGCCACCUUCCGAAUAGACCUGCCAGAAGACCGAGAAGAGCGGGAGCGACAAGCCAAUAGCCAGGAGCUACUGGGCACACCGCCAACUGCACAUCCGGACUGGAAUCGAAGCCGAGCAAAUAGCAAUAGCAGACCCGAUAGCCUAAGCGAAGAACAGGCAUGGCAGCGGUGGGACCGCGGACGGACAGCAGCACGACCAUCGAGCGUCGGAGCCCGAAGUAACCACUCCCGAGCCAUGAGCCGCGAGGAACGUCGUAGAGAAAUCGAGAUGGGGUCGUGAUACUAUGCAACUGUCCAUCCACCUCACCUCCAUCUCAGCAUUUACUAAAAAGAAUAUUUCCGAACCAAGCCAUUUCAAGGUAUUGGCAGCGACGGUGUAAGGCGUGUUUCAGGAGCCAAGGAUUUUCGGAGUUUUGAGCAAAUGAAAUGGCACGGGUUCCUGGAGUUUUGAUUAUUUUGGGGGGCCAAUUUUGGACUGGAGUUGGGCAUGUGGUAAUGGGAAAUGAACCACGAUCCUUGAUAUAUGUUUCUUUUCGAACAGGCAUCAUUGAUACCUCUUUUUGAUAUAUACGCCUAUUGUAGUACAGUAAAGUGCAAAUCAGCAAGUAGUUAGUGCCGUAUGUAGGUAGAUACCACCACCAAACGUUAGCUUGAUCAAUCGGAUAGCGAAAUCUUU